Messenger RNA from Salvia hispanica, 1392 nucleotides. Its product is annotated as 2-methylpropanoate--CoA ligase CCL4-like. NCBI's taxonomy places the organism in Eukaryota, Viridiplantae, Streptophyta, Magnoliopsida, Lamiales, Lamiaceae. The record is from RefSeq and is a predicted model, not a curated record.
AUGGGCUUGAAUCGACCCAGCCCAGUUGACAACUCUGGUUCAGACCCAAGCUCAGUUGACAACUCUACAAAUCAUGAGAGCCCUUUUCUGGAUAAUUACGACACCGUUUUGGAGAAAGGCGAUCCUAAUUUCGAUUGGGUUCAGCCGGAGACUGAAUUCGAUCCGUUGACUCUGAAUUACACCUCCGGCACCACCUCGGCUCCCAAAGGCGUCGUCCACAGCCACCGCGGCACUUUCCUUGUGACGAUCGAUUCGUUGAUUUCGUGGUCGGUGCCGAAGGAGCCGGUUUAUUUAUGGACGCUGCCGAUGUUCCACGCCAACGGGUGGAGCUACACCUGGGGGAUGGCCGCGGCCGGCGGCACCAAUGUCUGCCUCCGGAAAUUCGACGCCGCCGCGAUCUACGCUGCGAUCCACACGUAUCACGUGACGCACAUGUGCGGCGCGCCGGUGGUGCUCAACUUGCUCACUAACGGCAAUCCGAAGCCGCUGGAGAAGCCGGUGGAGAUCAUGACCGCCGGAGCGCCGCCUCCGGCGGCUGUGCUCUUCCGGACGGAGUCGCUGGGGUUCGUCGUGAGCCACGGGUACGGCCUGACGGAGACCGGAGGGCUGGUGGUGUUCUGCACGUGGAAGAAAAAGUGGAACAUGUUUCCGGCGGUGGAGAGGGCGAAGCUGAAGGCGCGACAAGGCGUGAGAACUCCCGCGAUGGCAGAGAUCGACGUGAUCGAUGCUGAAACAGGGAAAAGCGUGGAGCGCGAUGGGAAAACUCUAGGUGAGGUGGUUCUCUGCGGCGGCUGCGUGAUGUUAGGCUAUUUGAAAGACGCGGAGGGGACCGCCAAGGCGUUGAAAGACGGGUGGUUUUUCACCGGCGAUGUCGGAGUGAUGCACCCCGACGGCUAUAUAGAGAUCAAGGACCGGUCCAAGGAUGUGAUCAUCAGUGGAGGGGAGAAUCUGAGCAGCGUGGAGGUGGAAUCGGUUUUGUACGGGCAUCCGGCGGUGAAUGAGGCGGCGGUGGUGGCGAGGCCGGAUGAAUUCUGGGGAGAGACGCCGUGUGCGUUCGUGAGCUUGAAGGAAGGGGUGAAGGAGAAACCGACGGAGAAAGAUGUGAUUGAGUAUUGCAGGGAGAGGAUGCCGCGGUAUAUGGUGCCUAAAACGGUGGUGUUCGAGGCGGAGCUGCCCAAAACCUCCACCGGAAAAAUACAAAAGUUUGUGCUCAGAGAGGCGGCGAAGGCGAUGGGAUCGGCAAACCUCAGCAAGCUCUAGUGAGUCAACGCUGACUUUUAGAGUAUACUGGUUUAAUAAUAUCGUACUUGAUUUGGUUGAUGCAUUUCUAUAUUUUGCAAUUUAUGUAAUUGUAACAUUUUCCGAAAUGUAUUGUGAUUUUCUGCGUUUUCA